AUGAUUUUUUAUGUAAAUGAACUCAUAACAACUUAACACGGCUAAAAUAUAAAGCACACCUGACUUAGAUGAGGUUUUAUGGUUUUUGUUCCUCAAUUUUCCAAGGUCAAGAUGAUCUUUUUCUUUCUCGAUUCGCGAAGAAAGGAUGUGAGAUGGCAGACUUAGGUUGAGACAGAUCGGCGUUAGAAUCGAUCAAAGGCCAUCUUUAAUGGAAGUUUAUGCCUCAUAUUUACACAAUAUAAUUAUUUGAGACGUGUAUGUAAAUAUGGUUUGAAUAAGGUGUUAGCUUAAACCAUUGGACUAUAAAGAUGUCUUUCUUUCCAGAACUGUAGUUCAUCACGACUUGAUAUAUCGUGCGGCAGAGCAUAAAGUACUUAGACACUUCUCAAACAAAAACUAAGGCAUGUAAAUUUUCGUCAAGCACGGGGCAGUGUAAGCCUAUGAUCGCUUUAGCUGGAGCGUAAAAGAAAACACGAAAUAAAAAUGACCAAUUUCAGCGUGUCUGCGAUGGAGGCAUCAAGAAACUCAGAUAAACAGGAAUUGUACUUCGUAGUCAUCACUUGUACACUGAUCGCAAUACUAAUUAUAUUGACGCUCCUCGGAAACACUUUAGUGAUGGUUGCGUUUUACCUCUGUAAAGAACUGCGUACAAUUACAAACUAUUUCCUUGUGUCGCUGUCUUUGGCUGAUUUGCUGACAGCUUUACUAGCAAUGCCAAUCUUUUUGGUUUCUCGAGUUACAUCGGAUGGUACUAUGUUUCCUGGGGGAGCCGUAUUCUACGAUGUUUGGCGAUCAAUAGAUAUCCUUUGUGGCACGGCAUCAAUAUGGAACCUGUGCUUGGUUAGUUUAGACAGAUUUCUUGCAGUCGCAUCCCCGCUUAAACACUUAGUGAUACUCACGCCAACGCGAGCUAAGGGAGUCAUUGUACUUGUUUGGGCAACCUCUCUCGGUCUCUCUGGAAUUCUCCACGUAAACUGGAACUACAAAGGAGUGUUUAUCACCAUUAUCAGCUUUUUCCUACCACUUAUAAUAAUCAUUUUUUCCUACGCCAAGAUUUACCAGGUCACCACAAGAACUUGCGUCUUACGGCGUAGUGGGGGUAUGCAACUUAAAAGAGAUAUUCGCUCGGCUAAACAAAUGGUUCUGGUUAUCGGAAUGUUUAUUCUAUGUUGGGUCGGGUUUUUUGUCUUGACACUUAUCCUUUCCACGAAACGAUCCACUUCUUCUUCGAUAAAUCCUGGCGUCUUGGACUUUGUUAAGUCUCUAACCUACCUGAACUCAUGUAUCAAUCCUCUUUUAUUUAUUAUGGUCAGUAGAACUUUUAAGAAAGCUAUUCUCGAUAUUCUUCGUUGUAGGAGACCGCGUGUAACGCAGGAAAGAUGUAAGUUAUUUGGAAGAAGACAAAAACGUUUUGGGUCAUCUUUAGUUUCGUCGUUUUCAAGACGGUCGUCUGCUAGUUACAGACAAAAUUCAGACACUGCAGGGCCAUGUUGUCGAAAGGUUGUUACGUACGUUGAGAAAGAAACAUGUGUUUAGCAUAACUGAAAUAUUUAUAAUAAGUGAAAACACAUUGCGUUUACACCCUAAUAAAAUUGAAUGGAUUUCUCA
This is a messenger RNA of Pocillopora damicornis (cauliflower coral), 1608 nucleotides long. Its product is annotated as putative G protein-coupled receptor No18. The record is from RefSeq and is a predicted model, not a curated record. Gene Ontology annotation, cellular component: plasma membrane. Gene Ontology annotation, molecular function: G protein-coupled receptor activity. Gene Ontology annotation, biological process: positive regulation of MAPK cascade; adenylate cyclase-activating adrenergic receptor signaling pathway. Lineage: Eukaryota; Metazoa; Cnidaria; Anthozoa; Scleractinia; Pocilloporidae.